Molecule: messenger RNA, 2958 nt
Organism: Oreochromis niloticus (Nile tilapia)
Lineage: Eukaryota; Metazoa; Chordata; Actinopteri; Cichliformes; Cichlidae
Gene: egln3
Product: egl-9 family hypoxia-inducible factor 3
Biological process (GO): peptidyl-proline hydroxylation to 4-hydroxy-L-proline; cellular response to hypoxia
Cellular component (GO): cytoplasm; nucleus
Molecular function (GO): peptidyl-proline 4-dioxygenase activity; ferrous iron binding; L-ascorbic acid binding
Source: RefSeq, a predicted model, not a curated record
AAAUGUUGUUACACAAUUGAUAGGGGGGACAUAGCAAUCCCCUCGACCAUCGUUAAAAAUUAACACACCAAGAGGCAAAAGGUUUGUCAGUCAGUGCGACACUUAUUGUGAAAUCCGUUACCGGAUGUGGUGUACUUGUACAGUCGCUUAAUCGCUUGUGUCGUGGGCAGAAUAAGAGCCGGAUGAUAAACGCGAGCGGAGACACGCAGGACUUCAGAGGUAUUCCGUGAACUCUGUCAGCUCGGUGCUUGACUGUUGGACUUCAGCAGGACUGAAUUCAGACCGUCACAGAAACAGAGCUGACGGCGAAACGGGUUUCCCUCUCUCUGUUUGUCGAAUCGAUCAUUUUACAGCCAAAACUUUGAACCUGCGACUCGUUUCUUUUUGUACGUUUUUUUAAAACUUCCAAGAUUACCUCAACCGUUAAAAUGCCUUUCAUUGAACACUUAUCGGACACGGAAUUGGAGCGUUUGGCUCUUGAGCAGGUGGUCCCGGCCCUGCAGGAAUACGGCUUCUACUACGUGGACGGACUCCUCGGGGAGCUGGCCGGGGGCGCAGUGCUGGAUCAGGUGAAAGACAUGCACCGCUCCGGAGUCCUGCAGGACGGCCGGCUGGCCGGAUCCGUCCCGGCAGUCCACCGGAGGAGCAUCCGGGACAAGAUCGCCUGGGUGAGCGGAUCGGAGCGCGGCUGCGAGGCGAUCAACUUCUUGCUCAACCUGAUCGAUAAGCUGAUCUCCUUUUGCUCCGGGAGGCUGGGAAACAAAGCGAUUCGGGAAAGAUCCCAGGCUAUGGUGGCGUGUUACCCAGGAAAUGGGGCGGGUUAUGUCAAACACGUGGACAACCCCAACUGUGAUGGACGCUGCAUCACCUGCAUCUACUACCUCAACAAGAACUGGAAUGCCAAGGAGCAUGGCGGCAUCCUCAGGAUCUUUCCAGAAGGGAAGUCGUACGUGGCAGACAUCAAGCCACUUUUUGAUAGGCUGCUCUUCUUCUGGUCAGACCGCAGGAACCCACAUGAAGUGCAGCCUUCCUAUACCACCAGGUACGCCAUCACAGUUUGGUAUUUCGACUCUGAGGAGCGAGCUGAGGCCAAGAGACGCUUCAGAGACCUCACAGCAUCAAAGGCGCAGCAGGGCGGUAGCUCCAGCGGCUCCGGCUGAUCACGAGGGGGUGUCACCACCUAGUGUUCAACCUCCAAACCGCAGGAGAGGGCAGCAGGGUUCCUUCUGGUUGUCGAAGCUUCUGGAAAAACUGAAAGAAAAGUUGAAAAACAAACAAAAAAAAGUUUUCACCCUGUCCUGAUCUAAGGAGGGGCGUUUUUCUGACCUGCCUGCAUUUCUGCUGCUGCUCCUGCUGCUGCUGCUAUAACCCGAGGCACUGUGGGCGACCUGCAGCUGUUCUGGACAUUCCCUGCUUUUUUCAUGAUGUUUGUGUAAUACACAGCUGAUUUCGUCUGAGUGGAGAGAAAAAACUGUAGACUGUACUUUUUUUGGGGGGGGGGUAAAUUUUCUUUUAAACCCUCGCCUUCAGAUGAGAGAAGGAGGAGAGUUUGCCGACAGCUUUCGGGGUUUACAGAGAGACAUGAUGUUUUUAAACCACUGUGACGGAAGUUUCAUACUUAAAUGUGUGCUUAAGAAGGAGGAGCACAGGACUGUAGCUUAAACUACAGACGAAGAAGAAUUGUUUACCAGUAGAUGAUGCCUCGAUAUCCACCGACCAAUGAGAGCUGAACUUGAAAAAGAUGAAAAUACAUAUUUCAAAUUUGAGAUCUUAUUAGAAGAAACUUUUGAAAAAACUUUGUAUAUUUUAUUGUGAACAACCAAAAGGAAAAAAAGAGCUAGCUAGAAGCAACUCUAUAUUGAAAUACUGAGUCAUUAAGGGAGAUUUCUUUUUUUUUUUUUAAACUCCAUUAGCAUUAAAUCAAUUAUUUAUUUUAAAUUCAACAGAUUUAUUAAAUCACUAAUAGUUUUAUUACCCUAGAACUUACAUAUAAAUGUUUCCACUUAAUAUGCAGUGCAUCGCUGGAGUGCCAAUUUUGGGAAGAGCACUUUGCCGCGAUGAUAUGAAACGUUUGUGGAAAAUAGCUGUGUCAUCUAAUCCAGAAAAGUAAAACAAAUAGUUUAAUUGGUUACUUUUCCAAACAGCUAUUCCUUGUAGCUUCAACCAAUUCCAAUUGGAAACUAGCGUGUGCUACAAAUCACCUUCUAGUAAAUGGUUUUGUAGGUUCAGCUAAGCUGCUGGCCUUGGACAAAAUAUUCUUAAAGGGGACCCAUUCUGCUCAUUCUCACUCCGUAUUUUUAUUCUUGAACUCUUAAAUGAGCAACGUCGUACGAUUCACAGUUCAAAAUAAUGCCUACUUACCGUAUCCUGCUUAGUUCAUGAAAAUGAUUUCCUUCCUUGAUAUAGUGAAUAACAUAAAAUAUGUUAGUGUGAUAGAAAAGAAGGAAAAGCAAAAAGGUCCCCUUUAAGGUCAAGUUUGCAAUUAAUGGGAAUGAAUUGUUCAUUGAAGUUUACCAUAUGAUCUCUUAUAUUGCACUACCUUCCAUCAUCAUAUGUGAAAGGUUUUACUUUCCAACACAAUUCUACUGAGAUUUGAUAAAUGACAUAUUUUUUAUAGUAAAAUGUGUUAAAUAUCCACAAUUGCAGAUUUUUUUUCACACCCUUCUCGGAAUGUUUCUGUGUAUUAGUGACCUUUGUUGGCUGAGAAAUAGGAAAAGCUUUCACUUUAAGUGUGAUUCACAAAUAGUCUUCCGUAAAUUAUUUUGACAAAACGCUCCAUUUUCUCCGGUCCCCGUGAGUUCGGUCCCUGAAUCGAAAAACGGAUGUCUGUGUCUGGUGCACGCGCUGUCCUCUGCUGACGGAGAAGGACGAUGAGGAGACGGAUUCCACUGAUACAGCAGAUUUGACGGGGAGCGUGUGAAGCGGCUGUCAAAGAGACUGUACAUAUGAGAGGAUGAA